This is a messenger RNA of Etheostoma cragini (Arkansas darter), 2628 nucleotides long. RefSeq names its product transmembrane protein 125-like. Lineage: Eukaryota; Metazoa; Chordata; Actinopteri; Perciformes; Percidae. Bases 50 to 754 code for a protein of 234 amino acids. The transcript has a single exon. The record is from RefSeq and is a predicted model, not a curated record.
GUCAGUCUGGUUUUAGACUGGCUGAGGUGUGACCAUUGCCGUGCCUGAUAUGCAGACUUUCUACCAGCCCUGCCACACCAUCCGUCACCCAGCAGGUCUCUACCUGGACCCCUCCCUGAUGCAGCGACGUGUCCUGGAAGAUCAAGUGGAACUGUGGUGGUUCAGAGAACCACGCCACUCUCUGUUGUGCUAUUGUGCCUCUGUGACCCUCAUAUUGGGGCUGGGCCUCGGUGGCGUAGGCCUCCUCUCCACCACCACCAGCCUGUCCGGGGAUUGGCGCCUCGGGGUGGGCACCAUGCUCUGCCUCUUAGCCCUGGCUGUUCUGCUCAAGCAGCUCUUGAGCUCCGCCAUCCAGGAUAUGAACUGUGUACGAAGCUGGCGUCGGAUUGACCAGCUGAAGAGUGGCGGGAGGGCUGACCCAGCACUGAUGUUGGGUGUGGGACUAGCAGUGAUACUCUGUGGGACGGUGCUUCUCUGUGUGGCCACCAUCGGUAGCCAAGCUCAUGACAGCAAGGAGAUGUUGGUGUCUGGCUUGGUGCUGAUGGCUGCUGGGGCAGGCAUGGCUAUAGCUGUAGUGGGCUACAGUGUGUUCAUCUACCUUAAAAGAAGAAGGGAGCAGAGGAGGAGGAUGAUGAUGAGAAUGGGCAGAGUAAGGAGGCUCGGGAGUCAAACUGUCAGGGUAUUUAACGUCUCAGGAGGACAAAUGAGCCAGGCCAGGAGUGGGACAUUGUCCAGCAGGACCAGCCUGAUCUGAAUGAACUAAAUGGGCAAUAUCACAAACGGAUCAAAGACUCUUUGAAAGCAAAGAUUAAAAUAAUUUUUCUAGCACAUGCACAAAAAGGAAAACAAACUAUUAUUAUUUGAGGAGAGCAUCCAUAGCCUUUUUGUUUCAUUUAGCAUAACUAUGACAACUGUUGAAUAUCAUCAGAAUACUUGCAAAAAGUUUGUAAAAGAACAACAGACUGCUGCUUUUACCAAAAGCUCAGUAAUGUGAUGACUGUUUGAAUACACCAUUUUGAUCCAUCUGAGUAAUUGUGGUUGAAAAUAAAGACUUGGUAAGUGUUCACAUCAAAUCAAAACAUCAUGGUGUUGGAUAUCUUCUCUGUACACAGUAAAUGAAAACAUGGUAUUUAAUUAAAAAUAGUAAAUUGACCUUAAUCAAUUUUUAUCAACCUGCUAUUAACACUUGCUUUUAGAAAGUUACUUGUACUUUGAGGCUGAAAUAUCUUACCAGCUCAGUCUACUUGAGCUGGAUUCAUUUAGAAAAAGUAAGUGUUUGACCUCGGGGUAUGCACACAUCAGUCCUCUAUACGCUAGAUGGUCCAUGUCACACACCCGCAACUGACCAAGUGGAGCUGGACCGAAACAUCGCUUCAACGGCACUUGUGAUUAUUUUUAGCAUAACAGCAAUUCUUGUGUUUGGCACACUCAUUUGGUGAGUAAAUAUUUUACCCUUGUGCAGACCGUUUUGUUUCUGUAAGUCAGGGCCGGUGUUUUGUGCUUGCUAGUAAUGAUGUAUGUAGUGUGAGUGUAUUUGCUGGCAUACACCUUGGCUUACAUUAUUCUUUAAGGUCAUCUUACAGAAUUUGUACAUGGGUUAUAGGCCUAUGUUUUUUUUGUUUAAACUGUCCCCUUCCAGGCUCAGGCAGGUAGUGAUCAAUCCACACAUUCCAUAAUUCCAGCAAUAAAAGGUAUUUUUUACCUAAUAAAUGUGUUAUUAGUGCAUGCUAAAGUAAAAGUGCUUACAUCACAGAAAUUGGAUUAAAACAAAAGAAAAUAAAUUUAAGAAAAUCAAAAUGAAUCUAUCUUGUAAAUGUUAAAAAAUAGUUCAUCAUUAUAGUAUAUUUAAUCAUACAGAAUGUUUAGUGCAUAUUUUGAAUUUCACAUAUUUGAUGUAAUUAGUAUUUCUGGACUGUCUCAAUAGACACGGUGGGUUCGAUUUAUAGUUCAUCAUACCCAGGAUUACUGUUCCAUUGAUGUCUAGCCACAUAAGUGAGUCAUUUACCAUUAAUCAUUUACUAUUUACCUUUUGUACUGCUGUGUUCACUUGUUCUUGUCCUAAAAAAGUUCAAUGAUUAAAAGUUUGAUAUUUUGAUUUUUGCAAGGAUUUUGUGUUUUCUAUAGCUCUGGUAUUUCAAGUCUGACACUGCAUAUUAGUGUUUUUGUCUUUCUAUUUUGCUGGGCUUGAUGGUAAAAUCAUCUUUUCUUUCUUUUCAGAUUUUUUCAGUUUCCUCUGCUGUGGACGUGUAAGUACUGCACAUUUUGUACUGAAAAGAGGGGCUACUUACUUAAGCAUUACCGCUUAAAACAUGGGUGCCACACUUGAAUAUCACCACUACCGUGCCUUCAGAAGGAAUACCUGUGCACAUUUAAAUCUUUCAAUGCACUCAAAGUCCACUUAUCAACAUGGCACGCUCAAAAGGACCUAGGGAACCUGGGUAAAACUGCUUUCCAUUUUCAGCUGUAUGAAUUUGUGGAGCCUUGCUCUGAAGCUGACUUUUUUACCAAUUUCCGAAGACAUAUGAAGCUGAAGCAAAAGAUUUCUUGUCCAUAUCAAGCUUGUAACUUUCAGAGCAAUGUUUAUUUAAGCUUUAACGCACAUAAAAACAAAGAACAUCGAGACCACAA